This is a messenger RNA of Panicum virgatum (switchgrass), 1509 nucleotides long. RefSeq names its product choline monooxygenase, chloroplastic-like. The transcript is spliced from 9 exons. Gene Ontology annotation, molecular function: iron ion binding; 2 iron, 2 sulfur cluster binding. The record is from RefSeq and is a predicted model, not a curated record. Lineage: Eukaryota; Viridiplantae; Streptophyta; Magnoliopsida; Poales; Poaceae.
UUUUCACCAGCGGAGAGCGCACUCCCUUCUUCACCUGUCAUAUUCGCCUGCCGGCCGGCGACCACGAUGGCGACCGCGCGAUCGCUCGCCGCGCUCCCCUCCGCCGGAGCCCCGCGCUCCGGACCUCGCCGUGCUGGCGCCUGGCCGCCGCGCGUAGUAGCCGCCGCGGCCGAGCCCGAGCACGCGCGGAGGCUCGUGGCGGAGUUCGACCCGGCGGUCCCGCUGGAGGCCGCGGUCACGCCGCCGAGCGGGUGGUACACCGACGCGGACUUCCUGCGGCUCGAGAUCGACCGCGUCUUCCUCCGCGGGUGGCAGGCUGUUGGUCACAUAUGGCAAGUGGAGAACCCCCAUGAUUUCUUCACAGGAAGACUGGGAAAUGUAGAAUUCGUCAUAUGCCGGGAUGCAAAUGGGAACCUUAAUGCUUUUCACAAUGUGUGCCGACAUCACGCCUCACUCCUUGCUUGUGGAAGUGGUCAGAAAACUUGCUUCCAGUGCCCUUAUCAUGGAUGGACGUAUGGAUUGGAUGGUACCCUCCUGAAGGCUACAAGAAUAUCAGGAAUCAAGAAUUUCAAUAAGAAUGAUUUUGGUCUUGUACCAGUUAAGGUGGCUACAUGGGGACCUUUUGUAUUGGCCAGAUUUGAUGACGAGUCCACUGAAGGUGAUGUUGGUGAUGUGGUUGGAGAUGAAUGGCUGGGUAGUGCUUCAAAGCUGUUGAGUACAAAUGGCAUCGACACUUCACUGCCUCAUAUUUGCAGGCGAGAAUAUAUUAUCAACUGUAAUUGGAAGGUCUUUUGUGACAAUUAUCUAGAUGGUGGAUAUCACAUCCCAUAUGCACAUGGGGCUCUUGCAUCUGGUCUGCAGCUUCAGUCCUAUGAAACACUUACAUAUGAAAGAGUUAGUGUUCAAAGAUGUGAAAGUGCACCAUCAGAAUCAGAUGACCUCGAACGCUUAGGGACAAAAGCUCUCUAUGCCUUUGUUUAUCCAAACUUUAUGAUCAACAGGUGAUCAUCCUAGAAAUCCUGCUAUUCUACCCUUUUCACUUUGCGUUAUGCAUGGGGGACUGUCCCACUGGGUUCAACCAAGUGUAAGGUGAUAUUUGAUUAUUUUCUCGACACGUCUCUGCUGGAUGACCAGAACUUUCUCGAGAGAAGCCUAAGAGACAGUGAGCAAGUACAGAUGGAGGACAUUGCACUCUGUGAGGGGGUUCAGCGGGGCUUGGAGUCACCGGCUUACAGCAUUGGAAGAUACGCUCCCUCUGUGGAGAUGGCCAUGCACCACUUCCACUGCCUCCUGCAUUCUAACCUUAGCAGCUAGCAAUUCUCGUGCGUAUCUCACCACACCUGUACAGAACAAAAUGCCAUUGUCUUCACGACGCGGCAUUUACACUACUCUUGAUUGCAAUCUUGUGAUGUGAACUGGUCAACCGGAUGGCACCUCCUCUAUUAAACAAAACCAUGUUUGCUGGCUAUUCUCUAUAAUUUUCAGUCAAAUUGCUUCCAUUGAAAACAA